Molecule: messenger RNA, 6653 nt
Organism: Schistocerca gregaria
Lineage: Eukaryota; Metazoa; Arthropoda; Insecta; Orthoptera; Acrididae
Product: transducin-like enhancer protein 4
Exons: 18
Coding region: 428-2698 (756 amino acids)
Biological process (GO): negative regulation of canonical Wnt signaling pathway; regulation of DNA-templated transcription
Cellular component (GO): nucleus; transcription regulator complex
Molecular function (GO): transcription corepressor activity; protein binding
Source: RefSeq, a predicted model, not a curated record
UCAGUCGGGCAGCGACCGCCGUGCAGUGAGUGUCGAGUGUCGCGACUGUUCGUGUCUGGCCGGCGCGUGUGGUGACCGGAGUGUGCGCGAAGUGUGAUCCGCUGCAGUGCGUCCCUCGCCGGGCCUUGGUGUGUUCGUGUUCUGCGUCUCAUCCACUAGCAUUUCACCUCUUUUUUUUUUUCCUUCUACUCAUUUCAAUCGUGCUCGAUUGCCCAACUGGCAUAACUUCCACUGCGAGUGUCGCCCGGUCGGCUGCAAGCUGUUCGCCUACUUCUCGGAGGGAGCGGAGAAGAUUUACCGCAGUGCGAGCGCGCCUGCACGAGUGGCGAGCGGCACCGAGGCGACGUGACGGCGACGCGGGCCUUUGUUCGCGGCAGGGAGCUGAGUGCGACAUGACGCUGCGGGCGAGCCUGCCACAGUGCUGACGAUGUUCCCCAGCGGAGCCAUGACUGCUGCCGCCGCGGCGGCAAGACACCCGGGGCCGCCUCAACCGGCGCAGCCCUUCAAGUUCACUGUCGCAGAGUCAUGCGACAGGAUAAAGGAAGAAUUCAACUUCCUGCAAGCCCAGUACCACAACCUUAAGCUGGAGUGCGAGAAGCUGGCGAGCGAGAAGAUCGAGAUCCAGCGCCACUACGUCAUGUACUACGAGAUGUCGUACGGGCUGAACGUCGAGAUGCACAAGCAGACGGAGAUUUCCAAGAGACUGAACGCCAUCAUCGCGCAAAUCCUGCCCUUCCUGUCACAAGAGCAUCAACAACAGGUGGCGACGGCGGUGGAGCGGGCUAAGCAGGUCACGAUGACGGAACUGAACGCCGUAGUAGGGCAACAGCGGCCAGACCUCCCCAGACUGCUGCAGCAGAUGCACGCCCAGCAGCUGCCGCACGCCGGCCACGCGCCGCCACUGCCCAUGAUGCCGCACCCCGGGCCGCCCAACGCCGCCGCCGCCUCGCUGCUCGGCCUAUCCGGCGCGCUGGCCGCGCCGCCCGGACACCCGCUCGCCAUGCUGGGCGCCGCCAAGCCAGACCUGCACCGCGACGACAAGCCGGCGCCCGGAGCAGUCCGUGCGCCGUCGGCCGGCCUCAGCUCAGCGGAGGAGCGCCACAGAAACUCAAUCUCACCAGCAGAGCGGGAGAAAUACCGACCACGUAGCUCACCUGAUCCUGAACACAAGAAAAUGAAAAAGGAGGAGAAAGACUGCCACGCAAGUGAUGGGGAGAAGAGUGAUCAGGACCUCGUAGUGGAUGAUGCAAGCGAGGAUCCUGUUUCACCACCAAAUGGCACUGCAUCCCCUCGAGAAAAUGGACUUGACAAGCUUGCACCAAAGAAGGAACACAUUGGACCACACAGCCCGAGGAGUGGAACGUCGUCAAAUGCGAGCACUCCCUCGACGAAGAAACUGGACGGCGAGAAACCGACGACUCCGAUCUCGAAGUCCGUGACUCCGACCAGUGGUGGCAGUAGCGGGGGUGGUAGUGGCGCAGGGGCGGCCGGGGGUAGUGGGUUGAAACCGGUGGUGAAGCCGCCCUCGCUGUACCCGCACUACCUCGCCGGGGCCGGGCCCCACGAGCUGCAGUCGUACGGUGCCGCUCUGCACAACAACCUACCGCCUGCACUCAACAGUUACCCGAGGCCACCUCUGGUCAGCUACGAGCCACACCCACAGAUGAGAGCACCCCUCGGGCCUGCUGGCCUCGGAGGCAUUCCGGGAGGAAAACCGGCCUACUCGUUCCACGUGAGCUCAGAUGGCCAGAUGCAGCCUGUGCCCUUCCCUCCAGAUGCACUCAUCGGUCCGGGCAUUCCGCGACACGCUCGCCAGAUCAAUACGCUGGCACACGGAGAGGUUGUGUGUGCAGUCACUAUCAGCAACCCUACAAAGUAUGUUUACACCGGUGGUAAAGGGUGUGUCAAAGUGUGGGACAUCAGCCAGCCUGGCUCAAAGAGCCCUGUUUCGCAGCUGGACUGUUUGCAACGCGACAACUACAUUCGCUCUGUGAAGUUGCUGCCAGACGGCAGGACUCUGAUCGUCGGUGGAGAGGCGAGCAAUCUCAGCAUCUGGGACUUGGCGUCCCCUACACCGCGGAUAAAAGCCGAGCUGACUUCUAGUGCGCCAGCUUGCUACGCCCUCGCUAUCAGCCCAGAUUCGAAGGUGUGCUUCAGCUGCUGCUCAGAUGGCAACAUUGCUGUAUGGGACCUCCACAAUCAGACUCUGGUACGGCAAUUCCAGGGUCAUACGGAUGGUGCCUCUUGUAUAGACAUUUCAGCAGAUGGCACUAAAUUGUGGACUGGUGGACUCGACAAUACAGUGCGGUCGUGGGACUUACGUGAAGGCAGACAGUUGCAACAACAUGAUUUUACAUCCCAAAUAUUCUCACUCGGUUACUGCCCUACAGGUGAAUGGCUUGCUGUUGGAAUGGAGAACUCCAAUGUUGAGGUGCUGCAUGCAGCUAAACCAGACAAAUACCAACUUCAUCUUCACGAAUCAUGUGUACUUUCUCUGAGGUUCGCUGCAUGUGGGAAAUGGUUUGUGUCCACUGGCAAGGACAAUCUCCUCAAUGCAUGGCGAACUCCAUAUGGAGCAUCUAUUUUCCAGUCAAAGGAGUCAUCAUCCGUGCUGAGCUGCGAUAUUUCAGCUGAUGACAAGUAUAUUGUGACAGGCUCUGGUGACAAGAAAGCAACUGUGUAUGAAGUUAUCUACUGACCAAUUUAUCCAUUCUUCUGAAAUACUGCAGAUGUGAUACUGUGAAUGUGUUUCCGGCAUGAAGAACUAAGUGUAAUUUUGACAAUACACGCCAAUAAGAAAGUGCUUGGAUCCUGAGCAUACUGCUGCACAGUUAAAUAUGACAUAUUGUGAGUAUAAAAAAGGAGGAAGUGUUUGGAAACUCUGAAAGAACUCAGGUGCAUUAUGUUGAGGAACAAACUGUUAUUAAUGGACAACAUGGAGUUAAAGAUAAAACAAUGGGCCUAUUGUAUAGAGAAAAUAUAUGGCACCAUUCAUUUUCUAAUUGUUGACUACACACAUGUAAUAAAUUUUAUUGAUGUCGUACACCUUUAAAAUAGUUUUAUCUGAAGUUCUUGUGCUCUUAAUGUAAAUGUGUAUGUAGUUUCUUAUAAAAUAGAUUUUUAGUUUUGCUCACAAAAAAGACUGCUGCAUAAUAUUUAUGAUAUUGGCAUGUAUGUGUGGGAAAGAUUUUGAGCUUCAUACACUUGUCACUGGAUCUGAAGAAAUAUAUUUUCCAUAAAUUUAGGAUUAUCACAUGUUGGUAACUAAAGCUUAGAGAUGUAAACUCUGUUUCUUUUGAUGUCUUAUUACCAUUACUCAUUUUAUGGUAACUUUCUUUAAUACUUCAGAUGUCCCUAAGUUAUUUUAAUUGUUUUUGCUUAUCUUGUUUCUACAGAAUUAGUCAAGAUUUGUAAAAUGUGAGUCAAAUUGCUUAGUUUUUGAGGUAUUUGCUCAUUAUGUCAUAUUAUGAAAGCCUUUGUCAUUGUUGAAUAACCAAUAUUAAGUAGACCACAUAUGAUCACUGUUUGAAAUGAUUAUUGUGUUUGACAGUUGUGGAGAAUAUUGUCUGAAGCUCAAAGUUGUUCACUCAAAUAUCUUGAAUGAUACUACAAUGGUAAAACCUUUGUCCGUAGUUUUGUUUGACUGUAUUGAAAGUUAUAUCAGCCUGGAUGAAUCAUCCUUUUUUGUUAUUUGGUAUCUUUGUAGGGUGCUGAACACCAUAACGCAAAAGCUGAUGUUUUUUGACCUAAAAAUAAUUUAUUAUUCACAAACACUGUUUUAUUGUGAAUGCUUUUGUUAAUUACAUCUUCAUACUUUGAUAAAUAUUGUUACUCUACUCAACUGUACAAUGUGAGAAUAAUAGAUUUCUGUCAUUAUUGACUUUUUUAUUUUUUCAUUCAUAAUUAUAAAUAUGAUGAAAAUAAAAUAAAUUUGACAUUUUUGUUUGUAAGCAGUGUUCCAUGUGGUCUCUAAAUUAUAAUGCAUUGAUAUUUAUAUAGUUCUACCUAAGUGAGCAGCUCACUCUAUAAUCACUUUGUUCAAAUUUCUUUAUUAUGUUUCUAUUGAUUUAAUCAAUUGAACUGUACAGCUUUAUUACCUUUCUAUGUAGUAAUUCAGUAACUAAAUCACAAAGUGGUUAUAGGUAUGAGAAAAGCUUAUGGGUGGUUCUCCUAGCUAGGUUUAUACUUGCAUGGUAUUGGGUACUGCUUGUAUUUAUCAGCAGGACCUGCCACCUAAAUUUAUCUUCAUCCUAUGGUCAGACAUAAUAGUACAUUUUUCCAAUGUACAAUACAGUUUGUGAUGGGACUAGAGAUGAUCAUUUUUCGUGCUUCAAUGAACAUUGUUAAAGUAAAGGUGUUGCUAGGUGUUAUCAUACAGCAAACAUGAAAAGCACAAAACUUUUAAUGUGAAGACAAAAACUGGCUUCUUCAUUGACUAAAUGUGCAUGCAUUUUGUGACUACCUUGUGCCAAUAAGUCACAGUUUCAAGCACUGCUGAUUACAUGUACCAAUUAUAUUAAGAAAAGUUAAUGCAUUGCUUAAAUAUUUGUUGGCAGAAUGAUUACAACUGUUGUUUGUUAGGUUGAGAAUGUAAUUUGCCACAUGGACUGUAUUGUUUCAAAUUAUUUAAAGAACAGAACCUUAUAUUAAAUAUUCAAACAUGUUACACAUUUUUCAAGUGUGAUACCCAUUUGAAAAUGCAAACAUAAAACACACACACACAUCAGUUUUGAUCUAGACAACUACCAGUGUGGUAUACUGUAUCACCUGAAUGUUACAUUUGAUGGAGAUAGGUGGAAUUUUUAUUUUUAUGUCUUUUCUGUGGGACAGGCUUGUGGUGGUGUGUUUUCUAUCACUAAAUUACUCUCUUUAUUACUAACAGAUUUGCUAUGUUUCUGUUCUGGUUUUUAAAAUUUGUAUCAUCUUCUUCACAUCCAUAAGGUGCAUUUUCAAGUCUUUUCAGUAUAGUAGAGGACUUAUUUGCAGUUAAAAGAUGCAGCCAAACUUCUUUGAUGUGUUGCCAUUUUUUCUUCCUUGUUUGAGAACAAGAAAGAAGAGGAGCAGCAGCUAUGUAUUCUUUGCAAUACAGUAAUUAGCAAAUCUUUUCUCACAGAGACACUAGAUAUAAUGCUUUGUUCCAGUUUUAAUUUUGCAAGUCUAGCUUUAUGGAACUGUAAAAGCCAUAUAUUGCAUUUUGUAGAAAGACAUUUUAAUAAUGCUGUUUGCUAGUUUGUUUACAAUAGUAGUAUUGUGGCAUACCAUUGAGAGCCUAACUUCAGUGAUGACAUGGAAUUUGUUUUAGAUCAACAGUAUGCUGAUCUGGUAACUGUUUCAAGCAUUGGUAUCUGUUCUUGUUAAUUGAUGAAACUAAGUUUUACUGUUGCCUUUUGUGAGAAUGUUUUCUUGUGGAUGCUUUUUAUGGUCAGUUUGAAGUUAAAAUUUUUCGAGACUCUAAAACCAUAUUUCUGACCUCAUAUCUUAAUUGAAAGGAAAGUUAUAAUUCUCCAUUGAAAAUAAUGUUAUAAUUUUCUUCUAGAACGUACUCAGGAGUUGAUUGUGGUACAUAAGCAAACUACGGAUUAGAAAUGAUAGCAGAGAGAAAGUAGUUUGCUAAUGUAUGUAACAUGCUGUCAUUUAAGAAAUGUGUUUGCUUUUUUCAACAUGGGAUACGUCAGGCUGACCUGGAAAGUCGAGGCAUGGAUCAGUUUCAACCCACUUCAAAGCAUGACCAACACUGUCACUCAUCAGAUAUUUAAUGCUACUCAUUUAAUAUAUUUGUAUGUUUUUUUUUUUUUUUUACCAAUAAGCAGUGCUAUACUGUGAAUUGUGGCUUCAAAUAUACAGCAAAUACGUGCUGCUGUUGUACAGAUUGUUUACCUGAAGGGGGGAAAAUUUGAUAUUUUAUUUUUAUAGCCAGUGCACACUUGAAAAUUUUUCAGAUAUAUCUCAUUAAGGCAGCUAAUUAGUGCUACAAGCUAUUAGCAAAAAAAUCACAGAGCAACAUGGUACCUCACAAGAAUUAAGCAAAUAUUCCCUUCAAACAGGACAAAAGAACAUACGUUUCAGUUGCCUCUUCAAUUUACUGUGAUAUGUAUAUAAGCUAUACAUGCUGAUAACACAGGAAAGAUCUACCUGUGAUUCUAUUACUGUAAGUCAUUUAUACAUGUCAAGUAAAACAAGCAGCCACAUUCUACCUCAGAAUGAAACAAGUAUUUUUAAUUUUUGUUUUCCUUCUUCAGAAGUGUAAGUAAUACACACAGAAAAAAUAUUUCUACAAAAUGUAUAUUGUAAAAUAUGUGACGAUUUAUGUGCUGCUUAAUGAGUGUUAUUAUUCAGAAUUCUGUAUUGAUGACCUCUUUAGAAAUUUUUCAUAAGUUGCUCCAUCAUGGAGGAUUCAGGUAUCCAAUGAAGUUUUCUUUUAAUGAACUCUAGCUGAAACUAAUCCUUCCUAAUAAUUAAGAGUGGUUUCAAGAAUCAUUGUAAUCUAUUGGAAGUUCUUCUGUUCAGACAAAGCUGUUUGGUAUAACUGUUAUCUGCAUGUGACGCAGAGAUCAGUUUUAAAAGGGCAAGAUAUUUCUGUUGCUUUGUGUAACUAUGAAAAUUAAAAUGUUUCUUUGUGCAUAAUAAAAAAUGAUAUAUCAUUUAAUGUUAAA